Messenger RNA from Habropoda laboriosa, 976 nucleotides. Its product is annotated as trypsin-1-like. The record is from RefSeq and is a predicted model, not a curated record. The transcript has 4 exons. Gene Ontology annotation, molecular function: serine-type endopeptidase activity. Lineage: Eukaryota; Metazoa; Arthropoda; Insecta; Hymenoptera; Apidae. The coding region runs from base 20 to 832 and encodes 270 amino acids. Gene Ontology annotation, biological process: proteolysis.
UUCAAGUGAUUGUACAACAAUGUUCAGCAAAUCUAUCGUAGCGCUUCUCCUCGUGGCUCAAGUCUGCUGGGCGGUUCCCCAUGGCUUCGAGCCCCGUAUCACCGACGGUGUGAACGCAAACCGCGGCGAGUUCCCGUACCAAGUCUCCAUCGAAUGGGGAAUCCCGCCACUAACCAAAUACAGUCACUCCUGCGGUGGUUCGAUCCUUGACGCGAAACACAUCUUGACCGCUGGUCACUGUGUCAUGAAAGUCGGAAAGUCUAGAGUAGUAGCUGGCAAAUACGAAUUGAACAAGGAAGAAUCAACCCAACAGGUUGUGAACGUCGCUAAGAGCAUCGUUCACAGUGGAUACAAAGGUGGUGUCGCUCAACACGACAUCGCCAUUUUGGUCCUGGCACAACCCCUGAAGUUGAACAGCGCGGUGCAACCAAUCAAGUUACCCACUCAAGGACAGAAACAGACUGGUCAAGCUGUUCUCAGCGGAUGGGGAUCCACCUCGAAGAGCACGGUCCCACAUUUGCCAACUGUUCUCCAGAAGGCUGUCGUACCUAUUCUGAAUAACGCUGAAUGCUUGAAGGAACUCACCUCUGAAUCUGUCGUUGGCCAGAAACCUGAACUCUUCGACACUCAGGUGUGCAGUGGAACCGCUGGCAAAGAGGUGUCUGCUUGCUCUGGUGACUCUGGUGGCCCACUUGCCCAAAAGGUCGGUGGCAGCUCUGUCCAAGUUGGUAUCGUCUCAUGGGGAAUGAUGCCCUGCGGUGCUAGCCACAUGCCCUCUGUCUACACGCGUGUCUCCUCCUACAUUAACUGGAUCCACCAGAACAUACACUAAAUUCUGCAUCCCUGCGUUAUUGUUUUCUGUAUGCAUGUUGCAACCUAAUCUUCUAUAUCUUUCUAAAUACUCUAAAGUAACCUUUCACAGUACACUCCGCAAUACCUUGAAAGAAGUCUAAAUAAACCAGUUAAACCCUUGCCU